Solea solea (common sole) is the source of this 4740-nucleotide messenger RNA. Its product is annotated as EMILIN-1-A-like. Lineage: Eukaryota; Metazoa; Chordata; Actinopteri; Pleuronectiformes; Soleidae. The record is from RefSeq and is a predicted model, not a curated record. Gene Ontology annotation, molecular function: protein binding. The coding region runs from base 335 to 3727 and encodes 1130 amino acids. The transcript has 13 exons.
GUGAUGAAGAGGAGGAGCAGCUCUUCAUUCUGUCGCAACAUUUUCUUCUCUUUGUUUCACGUGAAAAGUUCUGAGCUACAAACACGAACCACGUCGAACCGGAUUAGAACCGGUCUUAAACCGGAUUAACGCUGCUGGGCCAACUGGAGCAGGAUCCUAAUCCGGACCAGGGACCAGGACCAGAGGAGACUGGUUUAGUUUGGAUCAGAAUCCUGAUCAUGGGUCAAUAAGUCACACGGACUUUUGUUUCCAUGAAGAUGAGAGUUUUUUCCCGCUCUUUCAGGAGCUGAUCACUUUGACUUGAUACUGUAUUGAUUGUGUAUCGAUCAGCGGGAUGGCCGCGCGCCUGCUGCUGCUGCUGCUGCUCGCGCUCUGGACCUGCGGACACGCCAAGAGCUCGUUCCCGGUGCGACCCUCCUACAGCCUGUACACUGGCGGGCACGCGCACAGAGGGCGCGCCACCAGCAGACACAGGAACUGGUGUGCGUUUGUGGUGACAAAGACGGUGAGUUGUGUCGUUGAGGACGGUGUUGAAACCUACGUGAAACCUGAUUAUCAUCCUUGCAGCUGGGGGAGUGGCCAGUGCAGCAGAGUGGUGGUCUAUCGUACUUACAUGCGACCGCGCUACAAAGUGGCCUACAAAAUGUUGACAGAGAUGGAGUGGAAGUGUUGUCAUGGUUACAGUGGACAGGACUGCACCAUCGGUCCAGGAGGAGGAGGAGGGGUUUACAGUCAGGGAGGAGCCAGCUCUGGUGAGAGUGACAAACUGAGGCAGCUGGAGGAGAAGAUCUCGAGUCUGACCAACAACCUCCAGGACCUGCAGUCCACCCUGGACCAGCGCCCCCAGCAGGAGGGCAGCAAUCCAGGAGGAGGAGGAGUAGGAGGAGAAGGAGGAGCCAGAGGAGGAGCCGGGGGAGGAGGAAGAAACCCUGCUGAUGCAGCUCAGCCUGAGAUUAAAGAGACAAUUCACAGCAUCCAGACCAAACUGGACCAACUGGACAAUCGCACACAGGCUCACGACAAAACGCUGCUAAGCAUCAACAACCACCUGGUGAACGGCAAAGGUAACGAGCUGGAGGGGGGCGUGUCCGGAGGCGGGCUGAACUCGCUGAAGGAGGAGAUUCUGAGGGAGCUGGAGAGGAGGGUGUCACUGUCCUGCUCCUCCUGUCAGGCCGGCGUGGAGGAUCUGCGUCGUCAGCAGCUGGAGGACAGAGACAGGAUCCGAGCUCUGGAGAAGCAGCUGAACACGGUGGAGCUGCGAUAUCGUCACAGCGUGGACGGGCUGCGGCGAGACGUGGGCGGGCUGCAGCGAGAUGUGGGCGGGCUGCAGCGAGACGUGGGCGGGCUGCAGACGUGCUGCAACGCCACGCACGACCUCACACUCCGCCUCACACACGCUGAACGCAAGAUCAGCUCAGCCUCAGACAACUUAGACGAUCUGCACAACCGUGUGGAGAAGGAGCUCAGUGGAGGAGGAGGAGGAGAAACAGGAGGAGGAGGAGAAACAAGAGGAGCAGGAGAAACAGGAGGAGGAGGUGGCGGCGGCAGCAGCGGGUCCAGAGGAGGAGGAUUGGGUGGAGCUGAUAGUGAUAAAAUGUUGGACAAAAAUCUGAGAGACCUGGAGCUUCGUGUCAACAACAGCUGCUCUCAGCUGGAGAAUGAGCUCAAGGACCUGAGGACAGUGAUCCUGGACGUCAAGGUCACAGAAAAGGACGUGGACGUGGACAUGGUGCUGAUGAAGAACAGGGUGAACGACUGGGACAAGAGGCUGUCGGUGCUGGAGAACUCCACCACAGUCCACGAGCACAGGCUGGACAUGUGCAGCUGUGCAGGAGGAGGAGGAGGGGCCAGUACAGGAGGAGGAGGGGUCAGUUCAGGAGGAGGAGCCAGUACAGGAGAAGGAGGGGUCAGUUCAGGAGGCGGGAACAGGGGAGGUACAGGAGGAGGAGUCAGUUCAGGGGGCGGGAACAGGGGAGGUACAGGAGAAGGAGGGGUCAGUUCAGGAGGCGGGAACAGGGGAGGUACAGGAGGAGGAGUCAGUUCAGGAGGCGGGAACAAGGGAGGUACAGGAGGACAAAGAGAAGACACAGAGAAAUCUCUGGAGUGGAGAGUCAUCGCCAACGAGGACAAGAUUCAACAUUUUAACACUCAACUCAAAGACCUGUCAGUGUCUGGAGACUCUCUGCACGACAAGGUGGUGGACUUGAGUCACGAUGUUCGUAAGAUCAAGGCUCUGACGGGCGACCACGGCGAGCACUUCAAUCGCAUCGUGACGGAGGUGGAGCUGCUCGGCCACGACUGCGAGCUGUGUCGCAGGGUGGAGGACGAGCUGCGGAGGCUGAAGAAUCACUCCCAUGAUGCACUUGGGCACAUGCAGAGCCACAUCAACAGACUGCAGAUCAGACUGGACUCAGAGAAAGAUAGCCGCUCUCACACGUGUUCACAGCUGCAGGACGAAGUGCGUCUGUUGCGACACGACGUCAGGAGGUGUGGCCAGUGUGGCACCUCAGGCGGAUCGGAUCGCCCGGGUAGUCGUGGUGGAAGCAGCGGAGCUGGAACUGGACUGGACUCAGAGAAGACGUUAGACGGCCACAGCGUGAUCGGCGGCUCCGUCAACAACGAGCAGCUGAAGACGCUGCAGGGCGAACUGUCUGAGGUCAUCCUCACCUUCAGCUCCAUCAACGACACGCUGAAGAGUCUGGAACACACGGUCCACAAACACGGCAGCGUCAUCACGGACCUCGGAAACACCAAGGACAAGAUCAUCUCAGAGCUCGACAAGAUCCAGCAGGAAGUGACGGAGCACGGCGAGGACAGCAGGGAGCGGCUGGACGGGCUGGAGCGCGACCUGCGACGCACCGACAACUCUCUGCUGACGGACGUCGGCGAGUGUAAGAGGUCAGGAGACGGUCUGGAGAAGAGGUUGUCCAAGCUGGAGGGCGUGUGCGGGCGGCUGGACGGAGUCUCUGACGCCGUCCACAAGAUCAGACAAGGGCUGAAUGGACACGUGUCCAGUUUGUGGACAUGUGUCUCCGGUCUCAAUGACUCGCUCGUCCGUCACGGCCGGAUCCUGGACCUGAUCCAGACGAACCAGGACCACGUCCAGAGCCGGGUGAAGAACCUGAACUCCAGCGUGAACCAGGUGGUCAAAGAUCUUCAGAGUGUGAGCGGUCUGCCCGGACCCCCAGGGCCGCCAGGAGAGAGAGGGUUCAAAGGGCUGCCGGGGACCCGGGGGCCCCCAGGACUGAAUGGAGCUCCAGGUCUGCCUGGACUUCCUGGUGCUGACGCUCACGUGCCCAGACUGUCGUUCUCCACCGCCCUCACCGCCCCUGCGGACCGAGCCGGAACCAUUGUGUUUGACAAGAUCUUUGUCAAUGAAGGAGACUUCUAUGACGCGAGGACAGGAAUCUUCACGGCUCCUGUAGACGGUCAUUACUUCUUCAGCGCCGUCCUCACGGGUCAUAAGAACGAGAAGAUCGAGGCUGUUCUGUCGAAGUCCAACUACGGCAUGGCGCGCGUGGACUCGGGAGGAUACCAGCCCGAGGGCCUGGAGAACAACCCGGUGGCCGAGGCGAAGACCACGCCCGGCUCGCUUGCCGUCUUCAACAUCAUCCUGCCGCUGCAGGCGCGGGACACGGUCUGCGUGGACCUGGUGACGGGGAAACUGGCUCACUCUGUGGAGCCGCUCACCGUCUUCAGCGGCGUGCUGCUGUACGAGGACAUGUGACGGGUCACACCACCGCCACGCCCCGCGUCACCUGACAUGAGUGGCAACAUGAAUAGUGAAGUCACGUGACCCAGACAUGACCAUGGGAGAUUUUUUUGCCUGUUCUGAUUUUAUUAUCAAUCUGUCGAGUUUUUAUGGUCGUGCACACAUGGAAGUGGGCGUGUCCUCCACCGCGCCUCCACCAUGACGGUAGCUGCUUUGCUAACGUCUGUUAGCCACGCCCACUGUGAAAUGUUAGCACGGAGUGUUUCUGUGAGUGCAUGAUGAAUUAUCUAAUGAUCACAUGAGUGCCGAGAAGCGCUGAGGACGUAAGCUGCUUCCUACUUCCUGUUUCGUACUUCCUGCUUCCUGCUACAUCAAAUGAGCCUGGUCCUGAUCCACGGGCUGGAUCCUCCUCAGUGUGGACUGGACGUUGUUUGAUUUGACGAUCGUUUGCGUCAUAUCCCAGAAUCCUUUGCGCGCCAGAGGAGGAAGUUCUCUUCUGAGGAUCCAGUCCGUGGAUUUGGACAAACCUCAUGUCUGGCUUUGUUUUCGUAAAAAAAACAAGCGAUUUGGUCAUGUGACUGCCCCCUUCAGGCAGUCACAGGAAAGACGACAGUGACAUGGUUGUAGAAGGUUCCAUCCUCAGAGGAGGGGGAACACGAUGUUUGACGCACUGAUCCUCCGUCAUUUCCUCAAAGGUGCGUUCACAUCCAACGGGAAGAGGUUUCUUUUGUUCUCUGGAGGACACAAGGACGCAAGGAUGCAAGGACACAAGGACGACUGACGACAUCUCAUCUGAGGCUAAUGCUAAGCUAACAUGACAUGUUUGAUUAAUCAAAUUUUUCCUUCAAGUUGAAAUCCUGACAUGAAGCAGACGUUUGAUUAUUUGUUUGUUUGUUUGAUUGUUUUUUUGUUGUUUGAUUGUUUGUUUGUUGUUUGAUUGUUUGUUUGUUUUAAAAGCAGAUCUGUUUUAUAUUUAAACCAGUAUCACAAAAUGUCACUUUUAUAUUGAUAUGUAUAUCUAUACAUAC